This is a messenger RNA of Microplitis mediator, 1503 nucleotides long. RefSeq lists its product as uncharacterized. The transcript is spliced from 7 exons. The record is from RefSeq and is a predicted model, not a curated record. NCBI's taxonomy places the organism in Eukaryota, Metazoa, Arthropoda, Insecta, Hymenoptera, Braconidae. The coding region runs from base 131 to 1402 and encodes 423 amino acids.
CUAACGUUCGUUUAGUCACCAGUUUAGUUUAUUAUUUAAAUCAGUUUAACAGAUAUAUUUAUUUAUAAUUAAUUAUUGUGAUAAUUAUUAAAUAUAAUAGUAUAUAUAUAUUUUUUUAAUUGUUUUAAAAAUGGAUUUUUGUACAAGUACGCCACUUGUUGUGGCCAAACAAAAUUCUUCGCGUGUUAAUAAUGAUAAUAAAUUAAAUCAAAAAUUAUUUAUUAAUAAUCCUGAUCCAAAUAAUAAUAAUGAUAGUAAUAAUAACAAUAAUAAUAGUAAUAAUAAUAAUAAUAAUAAUAUAUUUUUUGAUGAGUACUGGGAAAAAAUAAACGGCCCAAAAUUUGUAGAUUUUGCAAAUGGAAUUCCAGAGCCGCGUGAUUCAUUUUUUGAUGGACGCCAGUCGAUUUGUCCGACUCCAGUAAAAGAAGAAAAUUUCUUGCAUUAUAAUAAUGAUCUUAUUAAUACAUUGGAAAAUUUUUCAUUGGGUUCAGAAAAUGAUGAUGACGUUGAAGACAUUACACUUAAAGCUGAUACAACUGUACAAGAAUUAAAUACUAAUGAGACGAGUGUAAUUAAUUGUGGGGAUACGAGUAUUGAUAGAAGACUAUCACGUUUAUCAACAACACCUCAGCCGUUUAGUUUUGAAUCCCGCGAAAAAGAUAAACAAGAACGUAAAUUAGCAAAGAAACAAUUUUUGACAAAUGACCAUGAGAAACAAACGGGAUUCAAAGCGCGCCCGGCGCCAAAAUUCAAAAAUCCGAUAAGAAAUCCAAUAAAGCAAAUUAAGAAAGAGGAGAAACGUCCAGUGCGGGAAGAAGUUCCUCGAGUAAAAAAUGAAGUCAAGUCGGCUCAGGAAUUUUUCAACUGGAAAAAAGAAACUAAACCUGUGGUGUGCAAAGGGUCAAUUAAAGAAGAAGUCAUAUCUCCGAUAAAUUUGUCUCCCGUUGAAAAAGUUGACAAAAGUGUUUCGUGUACCAUCGAAGAGUUGGAAAGUCAACUGAGUGUACAAGUUAGAGAUAAUGAUGGUAGUGCUGAGCCUAAGCACAGGAAAAAAAUUGAGGUUUGGAAUCAGAAACCGUUUCAAGUAAAUCUUCCAAAAAGACGAAUUUUAGUUCCAAAGUCACCAAAAUUACGAACUGCCGAAAGAGCACGGGAGAGAAAAUUAUUUGAAGAAAAAUUGAAAAAAAGAGAAAAAGAUUUUGAAGAGUUUCAUAAAAUAUUGUCCGAAACUCAAAGAGAAAAGGAAAAAGAUGAAAUAGCCCGUCUACGUCAGCAAGCGACAUUCAAAGCCCGUCCGAUGCCAAAGUAUCCAGAUGUCAAAGUAUCAGUUCCGUUUAAACGUCCACUUGUCAAUCCGCCGAUUCCCCAAAUCACGAAACGCCCGCGUCGAAAUGAAAAUUAAUUUAACCAACAGUCAAAAUUUUUAAUAGAAAAUUAAAAAAAAAAAAAUAAUCAUUUUUUUUUUAAAUUAAUUUUUCACGUGACAAUAUUUACAAGUAUUAG